UUUCAUCAAUAUUUUGCUUGACUGUUGUCACUUUUUCCCAAAAGUUUUCGCCAAAAAUUAUUUCAAUGUUUGCUCGUAUGGCAUUCAAAUAAAGUGGGCUUUUAGUAAUUGUUUUAAAUUCUCAUCGUAGGCUUAAACUGGUUCUCUCAUUAUACAACAUCGAAGCAUCACAAUGGAUACUACGUCCUGUGACUUAGGCUCUGAACAAACCUCAUACGUUCUAUUUAAACAGGAAAGUUUAUUUGAGGAAAGUUUUCCUCUGAUGAAAGAAAUCCGCAGGCAGGGAAAACUAUGCGAUGUUACUCUCAAGGUGGAUAAUCAUUCCUUUUCUGCACAUCGUAUCGUUCUGGCUGCCACCAUUCCCUACUUCUAUGCAAUGUUCACUCACAAUAUGGCUGAGAGCCGAAUUAAGGAGAUUACCAUGAAAGAAAUAGAACCCCACGCCUUGGAAAGCUUGAUAAAUUUUGCGUAUAGCGGUGUGGUUAAAAUAGAUAAUCAGAACGUUCAGGGCCUGAUGAUGGGCGCCUCCUUCCUGCAAUUGAAUAACGUACGUGAUGCGUGUGCAGAUUUUCUGAAGAACAGGUUCCACCCUCAAAAUGUUUUGGGAAUUCGGCACUUUGCCGACACUCUCGGAUGUACGCAGUUGGUAACCUCGGCAGAUCGUUAUAUCCAUCAGUAUUUUUCAAAGGUAGCCUUCUCGGACGAAUUUUUGGCAUUAGGCUAUGAUGAGUUGAUCGAAAUUGUACGCCGUGAUGAACUCAAUGUUCCCAGCGAAGAACGCAUAUUUGAAGCGUGCCUGAAAUGGGUAAAAUCUGACCAGGAAAAUAGGUCAACUUAUCUUCCGAACAUUUUGGCGAACAUUCGCUUGCCCUUGUUGUCUCCUCAGUACUUGGCUGACAACGUAGCUACGGAAGAACUGAUUCGCACAUCUCACAAGUGUAGAGAUCUCCUGGACGAGGCUCGUGAUUUUCAUUUGAUGCCAGAAAGACGUGCACUGGUAUCAGCUUGCCGAACUAGACCUCGUUGCUGUGAUUACGUGAUGGGCCAGAUCUAUGCUGUGGGAGGUCUUACCAAAAACGGUGAAUCUGUAAGCACAGUUGAGAUUUACGAUCCAGCAACGAAGGAAUGGAGAAUGGGCGAGGCUAUGUCAAUGCUAAGAUCGAGAGUCGGUGUUGCCGUUAUGGAUGGAAAAUUGUAUGCGUUUGGUGGCUUUAAUGGGACUGAAAGGUUAUCCACAGUGGAAGUGUACGAUCCCAUGGUGAAAAAGUGGACUCAAGGCAAAGCAAUGAGGUGCAAACGAAGUGCAGUUGGAGUUGCUGCUCUGGACGAUUUAGUCUACGUUUGCGGAGGCUAUGAUGGGGUAACCAGUUUGAACACGGUCGAAUGCUAUUCGCCCAAGACCGAUUCUUGGACAACAGUUGCACCAAUGAUGAAAUACAGAUCUGCAGGCGGAGUUGCUCCUUUAGGAGGGUUCGUUUAUGCUCUGGGCGGUCAUGAUGGUUUAUCUAUUUUUGAUUCGGUGGAGCGUUACGACAUCGCAACAAACACUUGGACAAAGGUUCGCUCCAUGCUUAACCGUCGAUGUCGUUUAGGAGUGGCCACUCUAGGAGGAAAACUGUAUGCCUGUGGUGGGUACGAUGGCAGCUGUUUUCUCCGUUCCGUUGAGGUUUACACCCCAGAAAAAGAUCAGUGGCAAUUGAUUGCUCCAAUGAACGUAAAGAGAAGUCGAGUUGCAUUAGCAGCGAAUAUGGGAAAACUCUGGGCUAUUGGUGGAUAUGACGGAGAAUCAAAUUUAUCAACAGUUGAGGUUUACGAUCCAAAGACCGACACUUGGACCUUUGUUGCCCCGAUGAGACACCAUGGUGGUGGGGUAGGUGCUGGCGUUAUUCCAAACAUCAUCAAAUAGAGGACUACUGCUUCCCGAUGGCUUUUGGAAAAAAAUAUUGAUAGCUUUUUUAUUUCAAUAGCACACUGAUGAACAACUGUUAAUCCUCAAACAGUGCACAUUCCUCAACAGUGCACGUGUCCUUCGUGUUCAUCAAAAUCUAUGCAAACCUGAUAAAAACUUUAAGCUUCAUACAAAUAUGGCAUUUAUCAAUAUUUAUCUCCGCGGUGUGUCUAUUUGUUUGUGUUGGUAGUUAAAUAUUUUUGUGCCACUGGUGUUUGUAUGCUAAAUAAUCGGGCAGUAAUGGUUCAAUAUCCUUUCCAAACAAAACAUAGUAGAUAAAUUUUCUAGUCAGAAAAGUAAUUCAUCCAGUAAAGUUAAGAUUUAGAUAUUAUUUAAUUGUUAAAAUGUUAAAAUGAAUAAAAGACUCUCUGUAAUGUU
Molecule: messenger RNA, 2326 nt
Organism: Uranotaenia lowii
Lineage: Eukaryota; Metazoa; Arthropoda; Insecta; Diptera; Culicidae
Gene: KLHL18
Product: kelch-like protein 18
Exons: 12
Coding region: 173-1906 (577 amino acids)
Molecular function (GO): protein binding
Source: RefSeq, a predicted model, not a curated record